Messenger RNA from Klebsormidium nitens, 1509 nucleotides. Lineage: Eukaryota; Viridiplantae; Streptophyta; Klebsormidiophyceae; Klebsormidiales; Klebsormidiaceae. The record is from the annotation of a GenBank genome assembly.
GGAUUCUAGCUCACUGCUGAUCAGAACCGGCUGACUGAAGGGUGAGCACAGCAUGGCGGCAACUGGCGUUUUGCGGGCCCCUGGUCUCCUCCCCUGCGGUUACCAACUAUCUGAGGGCUGCCAUUAUGGUGGCCCUGUCCAGUCUAGCAUCCCCAUUCCUUGCAUUCCCCAGUUCAGCACUGAAGCACCUCUCCGUGCUCCAACGGGCGUGUCCCCUGCAUCCUAUCCUCGCAGACUUCAUUCCCCAUUGAAGCGCGUCUCUCGGAAGCAACUACGGCAUGUGUGCAAGGCCUCCUUGGUCGUGACUGCUGAAAAGUCUGCAGACAUCAUACAGUUGCAGCGUAUUACAGAAACUGUUCCGGAGGUGGCCCUAAAGUCCGUGCGAGCGUUCGGGCCUGCGACUGUGGCAAACCUGGGGCCGGGCUUUGAUUACCUGGGGUGUGCGCUCGACGGACUGGGGGACUACGUAACAGCGGAGGUGCGGGACGAGCUCGAAGGGGGUGCAAUUGUCAUCAACUCAAUAACCGGCGACGGUGGCCGGCUGAGCCUAGAAGCCAACGACAACUGCGCAGGAAUAGCCGCGAAAGCCACCCUUCAGCUUCUAGGCGUUACGGACGUCGGCAUCGCAUUGACACUCGAAAAGGGUCUUCCUCUGGGGAGCGGCUUGGGCUCAAGUGCGGCGUCAGCCGCUGCCGCCGCGUGGGCCGUGAACGCGCUCUUUGGGGGGGUGCUGACUCGGGCCCAACUAGUGGAGGCGGGGCUGGUGUCGGAGGCGACCGUGAGCGGGUACCAUGCGGACAACAUCGCACCGGCGAUCAUGGGCGGCUUUGUGCUUGUCAGGAGUUACAACCCGCUGCAGCUGAUCCCUCUGCAAUAUCCGGAGGACCGCUCGCUCUACUUUGUGGUGGUCACACCCGCGUUUGAGGCGCCUACGCGGGAGAUGAGAGCCGUCCUGCCACAAGAGGUGACUCUGAAGAAGCACAUCGCAAACUGUAGUCAAGGGGCGGCCCUGGUUGCGGCCAUUCUGACGGGGCAAGCGGAUCUCUUGGGGUCGGCCCUUUCUUCCGAUACCAUUGUUGAGCCCCGGCGAGGACCUCUCAUCCCGGGCCUGGCAGCGGUCAAAGUCAGCGCCAUGGCGGCAGGAGCGUUUGGGUGCACCAUCAGUGGGGCUGGUCCGACGGCCGUUGCAAUUACGGAUUCGGAAGAAAAGGGGAAGCAGAUUGGGGAGGCGAUGCAGGCUGCUUUUGCGGAGAAUGGCCGUUUAAAGUCAACAGCGGCCGUCUUGAGCUUAAACAGGGAGGGAGCCCAAGUCGUCUGAUGUCCGAUCGCUUCUUAGAGGGAGAUGACAACAUAGCCUGUGUUUGUGAGUUGUAGCCUAUCCCGUUAUUAUGCAAGUGAUCAUCAAAUAAUGAUCAUCAUGUAAUGCGCGACGUUCUUCCAGCUAUACUGCCAUUGCUAUUGAACUUUUGUGACAAUCCUUGCACAUUGCUCACUCUGCAUGUCGGCGAG